AUGAAUAAAAACCCAGAUUUGAACACAUGCAGCAUCAUUAUUCUGCUUCAUCUGUUGAAGAGAGAAUCUCAGAUUUUGUCCUGCAGUAGCUUUUUUAUCACAGUCAGCUCUGACCCGUGCUAUGAUUACAACACUAUUGAUGAAUCUUGGAGAGACAUACACCAAAACCCAUAUCAGGACUAUGGACAUGAUGACACUACUGUUAAGUGGAACGGCUGGUAUCGACUGUAUUUGAAUGGAGAAAGUGCUCAGAUGUCUGAAUGGUGUGUGAAUAAAAUGGGAUGUGGUGGUCAAACGGGACUGUUUCUCAACGGCUCUCAUCCAAAACUAGAAGAUGGAGUGGUGACCCGUGAGGUUGUGGGAAGUUAUUUGUGGGGGUGGUUCUCCAAGCGGUGUGAUCAGUACAGCUCCAACCCCAUCCAAGUCAAAGCCUGUCCAGGAGAUUAUUAUGUCUAUGAAUUCAUCACACCAAAUGUGUCACUCAACAAGCCCUCAUACUGUGCAGUUGCUUUCAGCAGCAUCAACAAUGAUCCCUGUUACAACUAUGAGUCUCUGGAUCGUCCCUGGAGAGCAACAACUGAAAGAGGAUUGGAGAUUAGUGAUAGAAUCUUCUCCUGGAAUGGCUGGUACAGACUUUAUCAUUAUGGGAUGAACAUCCAAAUGCCAGAGAGCUGUGUUAGGCCAUACAGCUGUAACUCAUACACGGGUCUGACACUUAAUGGUCCUCACCCUCAGAUAGAAGAUGGGGUGGUGAUCCGUGAGGUCUGUGGGGCAAGUUUUUGGAGUAGUAACUGCUGUGAUUACAAAUCAAAACCCAUCAGAGUAAAAGCCUGUCAAGGAAAUUAUUAUGUUUAUGAACUUGUAAAUCCAGAAGACUCGUGGGCAGGAUAUUGCACAGAUGUCAGCACUGUAACACAGGUGGACUACACAACACCUUCAGCUAUGAUUACUGGAUCCAGCGUUACCAUGAGUGAUCCAUGCUCAAACUACAACAUACUGGAUGAAUACUGGAGGAACACACACAAUUACUGGUAUGAAUAUGGAUAUACAAAUGAACAUGAUGACACUCAUGUAAAAUGGCAUGGCUGGUAUCGACUCUUCCUCAAUGGAUCGAGCGCUCAGAUGCCUGAAUGGUGUGUUAGUUAUAUGGCAUGUGGAGGUUUCAGUUCUCUGUGGCUUGCUGGUUCUCAUCCUAAAGUAGAAGAUGGAGUUGUUACUCGUGAAGUCCACGGCUCUCUGUAUGAUCAGUGCAGUCGUUUCACAUCAAACCCAAUCCAAGUCAAAGCUUGUCCUGGAGAUUAUUAUGUCUACAAAUUUACCAGACCAAGUCUAGUGAUCGCAGGGCCUUCAUAUUGUGCAGUUUCUUUCAGCACUCCAAGUGUAGACCCCUGUGACAGCUACACCAGUCUGGAUCAGUCCUGGAGAGCCACUAAUUAUCCAGUAUAUAACUACAAUGGCAGGUGUGAUUAUAAUGUCAAGUGGAACGGCUGGUACAGACUUUUCCUCGAUGGUCAGAGUACUCAGAUGUCAGAAUCAUGUGUUAGUCCGAAUAUGUGUGGCACUUUUUACCCACUGUGGCUCAAAGAUCCUCAUCCACAGCUGGAGGAUGGAGUGGUCACAAGACACCUCUGUGUGUCCGCAUGGAACGGCUGUUGUGGUUGGGAAUCUCAUCCCAUACAAGUCAAAGCCUGUCCAGGAAAUUACUACGUUUAUGAGUUUGUCAAACCAAUGCUCUGUGCUGCUUACUGUGCAGAAGGCAACACCACACUGCCAAUCCAGACAACAUCAGAGACUCCGCCCACAGAAUUCAUUACUCCGCCCAUCACUUACACUGAAGUUGAUCCCUGCUCCAACUACAAUGUAUUGGAUGAUCUCUGGAGAUCCACCAGUAAUCAGGAUUUAUCUCAGACAAUGUGUGACAGGUUUGUGGAUUGGGCGGGUUGGUAUCGACUCAUCAUUCAGGGUGAGAGUGUUCAGAUGCCAGAAACAUGUGUCCCAGAGUACAGAUGUGGUACUGAUGCACCACUGUGGUUAAAUGGUGGACAUCCAACGGUUGAAGAUGGAGUGGUCACACGAGACGUCUGUGGUCACUGGAGCGGUGACUGCUGUUAUUUCCACUCCAAUCCCAUUAGAGUCAAAGCCUGUCCAGACAAUUAUUAUGUCUAUGAAUUUGUGAGCCCUAUAACCUGCCAUUUGGCAUACUGUGCAGAUGUUAAAAACCUCACUCAUACUACUGUCAGGCCAGAGACAACAAUCACCGAAGAAACCACAGACAUCACUAUGUCUGGUACUACAGUUUCUUUCAGUACUCCAAGUGUAGACCCCUGUGACAGCUACACCAGUCUGGAUCAGUCCUGGAGAGCCACUAAUUAUCCAUUGUAUAACUACAAUUACAAGUGUGACUAUAAUAUCGAUUGGAACGGCUGGUACAGACUUUUCCUCGAUGGUCAGAGUACUCAGAUGUCAGAAUCAUGUGUCGAUCAGGAGAUGUGUGGCACUAUAUACCCACUGUUCCUCAGAGAUCCUCAUCCACAUUUGGAGGAUGGAGUGGUCACACGACAUGUCUGUAUGUCAACAUGGAACGGCUGUUGUGGUUAUGAAUCUCAUCCCAUACAAGUCAAAGCCUGUCCAGGAAAUUACUAUGUUUAUGAGUUUGUCAAACCAAUGGACUGCGCUGCUUACUGUGCAGAAGGCAACACCACACUGCCAAUCCAGACGACAUCAGAGACUCCGCCCACAGAAUUCAUUACUCCGCCCAUCACUAACACUGCUGAGAGAGAUCCCUGUUCUGAGCUCAACUGUACUGAAGAUGAAUGGUGUGGAGAGAUGAACAGUGUUUACGGCUGUUUAUGCAAUGACAACCAAACCAGAUCUGAUCCUGACUCUUUUGAUUUCUUUGAAACCUGUGAAAGCAGUACAGGAUCUAUAUCUAUAUCUCGCUGUCAGCUCUUUGAAGCUGGUUUUUCAGCUCAUGGCCUGCACCUCAAUGAUCCCAGCUGCAGAGGAAUCAUCCAGAACGGCCGAGUGGAGUUUAGUUUUGAUAACAAUGGACACACCUGUGGUACAAAUCUUGUGGCCAAUGGCACUCAUAUCAUUUAUGAGAACUUUAUUUUGGGAGCACCAGGGUCAUCCGAAGGUCUCAUCAGCAGAGAGAGAAAUCUGCAGAUAUCUUUCAGCUGUGUUUACCCCCAAACACAAACAUUUUCUAUGAUAGAAAUCAACCCACUGGAGAGCAUUGUGCACCAGACCCUUCCUGCUGGUCAAGGGAUGUAUCAGGUCCGAAUGAUCCCAUAUGAGGACGUUGGGUUCUCUCAGCCCUUCAAUGGUAGUGUGGAUGCAGAACUCAACCAGGAGAUUUUUGUUGAGGUUCGUGUUGAUGGGGUUGACAGUCGACAGUUGGUGACAGUGAUUGACACAUGUUGGGCUACACCUGUGAAUGAUCCAGAUUACAGUCUGCGCUGGGAUCUCAUCACUGGAGAGUGUCCAAAUCCACAUGAUAACACAGUGAAGCUUCUUCAGAAUGGUGUCUCAACAUCCAGCCGUUUCUCCUUCAGGAUGUUCAUCUUCAACUCAAACUCCACUAAAGUUUAUCUGCACUGUGCUGUUCAUCUUUGUCUUCUGGCAAACAAUUCCUGCUCAGCUCACUGUGUCUCCGGAUAUCACCAGAGGGUCGGCAGGUCUCUGGACUUCCAUGACAGCUCUUCUAUAUCCAUGGGUCCUUUCGUCUGGUCCGAUGGAAAUGCAGAGAAUUGGGCUCCAGAUUUAGUGCGAGUGUCCGGAGGUCCAGGUCUGUGUGGUUGUUUGAUGAUACUGCUGGUUUCUCUCCUGAGUGCCUGCACCAUCUUCUAG
Molecule: messenger RNA, 3849 nt
Organism: Paramisgurnus dabryanus
Lineage: Eukaryota; Metazoa; Chordata; Actinopteri; Cypriniformes; Cobitidae
Source: RefSeq, a predicted model, not a curated record